This is a messenger RNA of Phaeodactylum tricornutum CCAP 1055/1, 771 nucleotides long. RefSeq lists its product with no specific name. The transcript has a single exon. The record is from RefSeq and is a predicted model, not a curated record. The coding region runs from base 1 to 771 and encodes 256 amino acids. Lineage: Eukaryota; Bacillariophyta; Bacillariophyceae; Surirellales; Neidiaceae.
AUGACAAGUCCUUAUGGUAGCACAUGGACGACACGAGCGAGUGCUGCAGAUAACGACUGGAAUGGUCUGACGUACGGUGAUGGGAUAUUCGUCGCUGUUGCCAGCACGGGCCUUGGCAACCGGGUCAUGACCAGUCCAGACGGCAUCGCGUGGGCUAGUCGACCGAGUGCUGCGGACAAUAAUUGGACUGCAGUGGCGUACGGUAAUGGAAUGUUCGUCGCGGUUGCCGCAUCUGGUAUUGGCGACCGUAUCAUGACGAGUCCUGACGGCAUAACUUGGACACUCAGAGGGAACGCCGUAGACAAUGAGUGGCGAAGCGUAACGUAUGGUGAUGGGACGUUCGUCGCUGUAGCGAGUACCGGCAUCGGGAACCGGGUUAUGACGAGUCCCGACGGCAUCCAGUGGACGAUUCAAACCAGCGCUGCCGACAAUUGGUGGUCUGCCGUCACGUAUGGCGACGGGACGUUUGUUGCUGUUGCGGCAACCGGCACUGGCGAUCGGCUCAUGACAAGUCCCGACGGGAUCACAUGGACGACUCAAACAAGUGCCCCAGACAUGGAUUGGCGCAGCGUGACGUAUGGGGAUGGGAUGUUCGUUGCCGUUGCGAGUACCGGUAUCGGCAACCGGGUCAUGACAAGUCCAGACAGCGUGACGUGGACAAGUCAAGCCAGUGCCAACGACAAUGACUGGCACUCCGUGACUUAUGGCAAUACGACAUUCGUUGCCGUGUCAAAAACUGGAAUCGGAAACCGGGUCAUGACCAGUGGUUAA